Microplitis demolitor is the source of this 1323-nucleotide messenger RNA. RefSeq lists its product as uncharacterized. The transcript has 4 exons. The record is from RefSeq and is a predicted model, not a curated record. Bases 1 to 1320 code for a protein of 439 amino acids. NCBI's taxonomy places the organism in Eukaryota, Metazoa, Arthropoda, Insecta, Hymenoptera, Braconidae.
AUGAUCCAGACAGAAAAAAUUAAAAAGUUGAAAAAAAAAAAUUUCAGAUCACUCGUCCCUCGAUUAAUUAAAAGUAAAGCAGAAGCUGAUAAAUGUCAGUCUUUUAAAAAUAAUAAUUCCGAUGACAAUGAAUCUGAUAGUAGUAAAAGUGGGAUCAGUUGCAAUCUUGUUAGUAAUUUUUGUAAUACAGAAGACGAGUACCAGGAGUACGAUCGCGAAGAAGAAGAUGAUGAUAAAGAAGACAAUGAUCUAGAAAAAAAAUUAUCUAGGUUAGGACUGUGCGCUGCAUGUCAUUUGACUGUUGAUACAACUAACAGAGGUUAUGAUAAAUCAUUACUGUGUAAUGAAGGUCAUGUCGUAUGUCAGCGAUGUAUCAGACAUUAUUCACUAGAUCCAGAUGAAGAUUGUCUGCUUUGUGCUGACUCUGAAAAAAAUUCCCCGACAAGUAAUGACAGUAAUCUGGUCUACGAAGACACCUACCCGGUUUAUGACCUCGAAAAUAAUAAUUUGAAUUUAAAUUUAAAUUCGCCAGACUCUAGCUCUGCAAACAAUAAAAAUAAUCAAUCAAAAACCAGAGCAAAUCCAGACUCUUUCAUUGUCAACAGUCGUAAUGAGCCGGAAGCUCGUGAUAAAACAACCAGACAAGCAGACUUGGAGCUGUCAUACACAUCACUGACGUCAUCAGAAAGACUAGGUGUAGGCUCAAGUCAAAUAACCGAUUGUUCACGGCGUCCAAUCCAUUGCCCACGGCUAGAUUGUGCCAUAAAUAUAACAUUUUCAUCCCUCGUUCAUCAUUUUGUGUUCGAUCAUCCAGAAGUACCGAUAAUGAGUAUCGAACCGGGUAUUAAAAGCACCUUGAUCAUCAACGCAUCAAGUUUAUCUCGUGAUUCUAGUCUCUGUCUCGCUAUUCUUCUCAUUUCUGGUAAACUGACAGCUCCAGUAACUCGUUUGUUUAACGGAAAUCAGAUUCAUCCGAAAUAUCGUAAUCGUCUGCCCCUGCCUGUCCUGGCAGCGCGACUGCACUCCAAUCAUCCUUGUCCAGAUCCAAACAACCCCCAGAGACAUGAAACUCAAGUUAUCGCGUGGAUUGCAGGACUAGAUGUCGCCAGUAUCGGGACACUUCGCUAUACAAUUCAAGUAGUUGAUGAUUUAGAAGACAAUGUGAGGUCAUUAGCGUACUCUGGGCCAAUAACCUCACUGCGGAUAGCGCAGCGUCCGCGGGAAGUACUUCAAAAUGGCGAUUGCUUAAUCAUACACCAGGGAUUGGUUAAUCAAUUAACGGCAGCGGGUAACCUCAAUAUAAACGUGAUUGUUCAUUAAAAA